Molecule: messenger RNA, 3952 nt
Organism: Pyrus x bretschneideri (Chinese white pear)
Lineage: Eukaryota; Viridiplantae; Streptophyta; Magnoliopsida; Rosales; Rosaceae
Product: probable disease resistance protein At4g27220
Exons: 5
Coding region: 735-3647 (970 amino acids)
Molecular function (GO): ADP binding
Source: RefSeq, a predicted model, not a curated record
GAUCAAAAUAAUGCAAUCGGAAUUGCACAUGGAUGGCUGACAACCCAUCAAGCAGGGCCCCAGUUCCCUCAUCAUGUGCCCUUUUCCUUCCCUUCUGGCCAGUUUCCUUCCUUUGAAUGGUUCAAUAAUGCAUGUCAAUCAUGCGCGUUUCCAUACCCUUUUUUACAGUUUCCAUCACCUAUUUCCUUUUUUUUCGUUGUUGUACCGAAACUGCCCUCCAGCUGGAUCUCCGGAAUCGGGUUAAUGGUUCUGUGUCGGUGUGUCCCACGCCUCACUUAAUCUCUCGUUACACUCAGGCUCCUCCAUCUUCCAAUACUGUCACUCUUUCUCAUCCCUCACAACUCUCUGCCUCUCCACCCAUCUGUCCCCCUUUGCAACUCUCCCUUCUCCCUCUCGGCAAAACCUUCUGCAUCACCUCCAAACACCACCCAAACUCACCCAAAAAUCAACGGGGUCAAGGCGGUGGAGAAGUGGGUUAAUGGUUCUGUGUUCUUCUUGAUAAUUAUAAUAACGAUGCACUCAUACAACGUUCUCUAUCUAGCUAAGAAUGUUGGUAGUGGUGAAGUCCUGCUGAAUUGCUAAAAAAAGGUCCUCUCCAAUUGGUUUGAACCAAACUCCAAUCCCAAAACAAAACGAAAAAAAAACCACUAGAACAACCGAUUUGUAUUGAUGCUCCAAGAAACGUAUAUAUUGAAGAGCAACUCACUUCAUCCAUAACCAACAGAGCUAAGGGCAUGGAGAUUGUUAGUCUAAUUGUCAGAAUAGUUGACAAGUAUGCAGUUGAACCAGCUAGACACCAAGUGGGUUACCUAACUCACUGCAAAAGCAAACUUGAGAAACUACAGACUGAAGUGGACAAAUUAAGUGCCGCUAGAGAGCGGCUAGUGCUCAAGGUUGUAGAAGCUGAAGAAAGAGGUGAAACAAUCCACACUGAUGUACAGAACUGGCGGAAAGACGCGGAUAAGAUCACCGAGGAAGCGAACGAAUUACGGAAGCCUGAUACGCAAGCAAAGAUGAGCUGUCUCCGUGGGGUUUGUCCAAACCCGGUGCUCCGAUACAAGCUAGGCAGGACAUCAACAAAGUUGAAGCAGGCGGUUGUUGAACUCUACGCAAAAAUAGAUUUCUCUAGCAUUUCGUACAAUGUCCGCCCACAAGAGGUAUCCAUGGUAUCUGACAAACAUUAUGAGGCAUUUGAUUCGAGGAUUUCAACUGUAAAGGAAAUCAUGGAUGAACUGAGAAUUCCUAAUACCGACCUGAUUUUGGUGUAUGGUAUUGGAGGCGUGGGGAAGACCACACUGGUUGAACAAGUCCUUAGGCAAGCUGUAAAAGAAAAGUUAUUUGCUGAUGCGGUUAUGGUAAGAAGUGUGCAAAAUCCGGACCUUGAAGGAAUUCAAAAAGAAAUUGCCAGAAAGUUGGGUAUGGAAGUUCAAGAAAGCGAAACUAUGUCAAUAAGAGCACUUCAUCUAUGUGACAGGGUAAAAGACAAGAAAGUUCUUGUAAUUUUAGACAACAUUUGGGAAAGCAUUGACUUGGAGGCGGUAGGACUUCCUUGUCUGCCGAAUUGUAGAAUACUUUUGACAUCCAGAACUCGAAAACUGCUAUCUUCAGAGAAGCGGUUGCAAAAAGACUUUGAGCUUCAAGUUUUAAACGAGAAAGAAGCUUGGCGUUUAUUUGAGACGAAAGCAGGUGAUGUUGUUAAAAAUCCCGACAUACGAACUGUGGCAACCGAUGUCGCCAAAAAAUGCGGAGGUUUGCCACUUUUGGUUGUCACAGUCGCAAGCUCUUUAAGAAAUAGAAGUACUUUACCAGUAUGGAAGAAUGCCUUCGGUCGCCUGAAAGUGUUUGACAACGAAGACCCAGCCGAACAAGAAGCAUACUCGGCUUUAGAAUGGAGUUACAAUCAAUUGGAUGAUCAAAAGAAACGACUAUUCUUGGUCUGUGGAAUUAUGGUAAAUCACUGGGGAUGGGCUGAUCUGACAGACUUAUUGAAAUAUACAAUUGGUUUGGGUUUGUUUAGGAACAUCGAUUCAGUGGAGGACACACGAUAUGCAUUGCACGCGUGGAUUGAAGAGCUUAAAGAUUCUGGUUUGUUACUCGACACCGAGGACGAUACCUAUAUCACAAUGCAUGAUUUGUUACGUGAUGUUGCCAUCUCGAUUGCAUCCAAAGGCCACCGUGCCUUACUAAGAUCAGAAGGAGAUGUCUUGAAGGAAUGGCCAAACAAUAAGGAUUUUUCUGAAAAUUGCACAAUGAUCUCUUUGUCUUGCAAAAACAUCCCUAGGAUUCCUGAAGUUUUGAAAUGCCAACAACUGGAGUUUUUGCACUUUAAUGGUUACUUGCUUGAAAUCCCAGGUAACUUCUUUGAGGAUAUGAAAGAGCUUAAAGUUAUGGAUUUAACCAAGGCGUGUAUUUCGUCGCUACCUCCAUCUCUUCAUCUCUUACAAAAUCUUCGGACAUUGUGUUUGGAUCAAUGCAUGUUGGGAGACAUAACUCUAGUCGGACAGCUAUUGCAACUAGAAAUUCUCAGCUUUAUACAUUCCGAGUUUGAAGAGUUGCCUGAAGAAAUAGGGAAAUUGACUCGUCUUCGACUGCUGGAUUUAAGGAACUGCCAUGAUCUCAAAGUGAUUUCACCUAAUGUUAUAUCACGUUUGACAAGUCUAGAAGACUUGAGAAUGAAAUACAGCUUCAACGGAUGGGUGCCCGAAGGAGUAACCGGAGAAAGAAGUAAUGCUAGCCUUUCAGAACUGAAGGACUUGCCUCGUUUAGCUGCAUUAAGCAUACAUGUUCCAGAUGCUGGCAGUAUUCCGAGGGACUUGUUCACUGACAAGUUAAAAAGAUACCAAAUAUUAAUCGGUGCUUCGUGGGAAUGGGACACUGUGCGUGAAACCCAAAACACAUUGCAGCUAAAGCUCCCAACUGGCUGUGAAUUGGACCAUGGUCUAGAAAUGUUGUUGAAGAGAUCAUGUGAAUGUUUGUAUUUGGAUGGGUCGGAGGGAGCUGAUAAUGUUGCGUACCACUCAGGUAGUGAAGAUUUUCAACAACUCAAGCAUCUCCAUGUCCAAAACAAUGCCCAAUAUACGCAUAUCAUUACUGAGGAGGUUGUGUUGCGAAACUUAAUAACCUUGGUGGUGCGUGAUUGUAAUAGUUUAACUUUUGUGUUAUCGUCUUCCAUGGCUGGAAAUCGUGUAUCAAUGGAAGAGAUAGUGUCAACAAAAGAAUAUGGUUGUUCUGCAUUGAAGGGUAUAGGCUCAUCUGCUAUUUCCUUCCAGAAUUUAACAACUUUGGAAGUAGUUGGUUGUUGCAACUUGAAAUAUUUAGCAACAUAUACGAUAGCCAAAACUUUAAAGCGGCUAAGAGCAAUGAGGGUUGGGAGAUGUGAAAGAAUGACAGAAAUAGGGGCAACGACAUCAGAUGGAGAUGAUGCAGGAAAUGAUGGUGAGAUUUCUUUUUGCCAGUUGAAAAGUUUGAGCCUUUCCUCUCUACCAAGUCUGCAAGAUUUCUUCUCUGGAAAUUGCAUUGUCAAAUUCCCAUCCUUGAAAACUGUAAAUAUAUACGAAUGCCCUAAGUUGAAGAUUAACAGCUUUGAGUGGAAGAGUUCCCCAGAACUACAAGGAGUACAGAUAACAGAAGAUUAUUUGGGGUGGUGAUGAGGAUGAAGAUGAUGACUGUUGAUGCAGAUGAUGGUGUUGGUGAGGAUGACAAUGUUAAUGAUGACGGAAGAUAUGAUGAUUCUAACAAAGAGAGCGAAGGUGAUGCAGAUGUUGCUGAUGGAUCGUGGUGGUCGUGGCAAAACUACACUCAAUACAUAUAAAGAAUUAACUUUGCUGCAUAGUUAGUUCUCUUGUUAACAUGUUUGUUAUUUCUGUGUGUAAUGGUUUUGGGUUUUAACCAAGACAAUCUUCUGCCCAUUUUAAAUUAAAUUUCGAAUAAUUUAAAAUAAUUUUUUGCUUGA